AUGCGCGAGAUCGACAACGACAGCGACGGUGGCAUACCCCUCCACAACGAUCAGAAGUCUUGCAAGGGACUCAAAGAAUCCAUAGUAAACCUGGAAGAGCUUGUGAACCCCAAUCGGUCUGAUUACGAACAUGUUGGAAAGAAGCUUAUUCGCAUAAACGAAUUGAUGAAGAAUAUUGAUCCCAAGUACGACGACAAGCGACCUUAUGAAAGAAUCAGGAUCACUCGCAGGGAGUACCCUGACACUGGCGAGGAGAUCAAGCCGCUAGGGACGAAGUAUGAGAUUGCAACCAAGAUGGGGAAGAAGUCCAACGGGAAAGUUGACUGGCUCAUGGGGGAAUUCACGCUACUGGAAGAUGCAGUGGAAAAAACGCUGCAAGGGGUGGAGCGACAACUGCAGAUCAAGAAGGCAGGCAAGGUAUGA
Alternaria incomplexa is the source of this 423-nucleotide messenger RNA. RefSeq lists its product as uncharacterized. The record is from RefSeq and is a predicted model, not a curated record. NCBI's taxonomy places the organism in Eukaryota, Fungi, Ascomycota, Dothideomycetes, Pleosporales, Pleosporaceae. Bases 1 to 423 code for a protein of 140 amino acids. The transcript has 2 exons.